GUGCUCAAAGGCGAAGCGCCAUUUGGUUUUGCCUUCUCCUGGGCGGGUAUCACCGCAAGAUCGGUCGCCAAGGCGCGGCACGAGGUCUUGCAGGCGAACUGGUUGCCGCUCGGCGUACUCACCCCGAUGUGGGGCGGCUGGAGCGGCUCGUCGGCCGAGGUGCCGCGGCCGCCAGACAAACCCCCGCUGUGGGCCCAGAACCAGCUCUUGCAGAGGAUCGGAUUGCCCGACGUCAAAGAUGACACAGACGACGACAAGAAGGAAACCAAUCAGGCGAUGCAGGGCGCGCUCGCAAAGUGUGCAGGCAUGAUGAUCGAGCUUCUUCAAGAGGUCAAGGGGAAGUUCAGCAGCAUGAGCAGGAUUCCAGGCCUGCUGACGAAGGCCACUGAUGCCCUCCAGAAGGCAAUCGAUCGGGACAAGGAAUACCCGGUGACCAAGCACGGCAUAACCGGCGGCGGAGGCGGAGGCGGCGGCGAGUCGAACAACGAGUCAGACGAGGACGCCGCGAGGGAGAUCUCGAAGCUGAUGAAGCGUCUGAAGUCCAUGGGGAGCAGCGACGUCGAGAUCAUAUUCUCUGGCGGGGUGGACCUGGAGGGUGACACGCUUAUUCGUGCGGUGAUCGUCAUCAUUGAGAGAGAGAAGGGGCUGAUGGAGAGCACGUUCAAGCUCGCCAUCAUAAACCGCAGCCUUGAAAAACAUGGUCCACACGAUCCCUACGUUUACCAUCCGUUUUUCCUCGACAGCAGUUUGCAGGUGCUCCGCAAGACGGUGAUGACGUUCCCCGGCAUUCCGGAUGCCAAGCUCGUGGACGAGGCCGUGCUUCACGAGUUCAUGAAGCUGAUGAACCUCCUGGUCAAGAGUGAGAGCUACCUUAUUCCCUUCUACGAGGUGCUGCUCCCGCACCUGGCGGGCAAGUGCCUGAGCGAGUGCACGGAGAUGGUGGAGAACCGGAAGCUCGACCAGACUGGGCCCGCGCCCCCCGAGUUCGAGUCGAGCCUGAGCCUGAAGGGCGAGGAGCCGAUCGAGCGCCGCUGGAACACGGUGGAGCGGGUCGUUGAGUACAUCCUGCGCUCGGGCGACGCCACCGCGGACGAGGUCGGGGAGGUGCUGCUGAAGAUGGACCUGCUCGGAGCAGCUCGCCUUCGCGAGGAGAUGGAACAGCGCCAAGCCGAGUUCGAUCAAGGUGCCAGCGUUACCAUUCAAGAGUACUGCAGAUACACCAGGGACGUCAUGACGAAGGGCUUCCGCGGCUGCUGCUCGCGCGACAAGGCCGUCGCGCGGGAGUUGAAAGAAGUCCUGAGCACGAUGGAAUCGAUGUCCGAGAAGAUCAUCACGAACAUUAACGAGACCGAGACCGUUCCGCCCGUGCUCGCGCUUUGUUGGUUUUGUUGUUUUUUCGUGCUCGCGCUGACGAACGAAGCGAAGACCAAGAGCAACCCCUGGGUCCUGUACGGCAUGUGCCAGCGUGAGAGAACCGACCAGUGGGCUGGCCCCGUGAUGGAGACGGGAUCCGGCUCCUUCGUGGACAUGCAGCUGCGCGUGCCGGAGGAUGCAGCAAAGACUCCAGAAAGCCAGAUCACGGAGCUCAUCCACGCCUGCGCGGCCAAGUGCAUCUACCUCGAGAGCAAAGGUAACGUCAUGGGCCUGAAGAAGAUGAGAUACAGGCUGGCGGCCCUCGUGGAGCACUGCUUCCUGGAGCGGCUGGGGGAGCUCCCGCAGCCUCCCGGCGACUCCACCAUGCUGGAGGAUGUGGUGUUUGACGAGCACGUGAGCUUCAGCAAAGGCGAGAGGGUGACCAUCAUCAAGCGUCAAGGCAAGACGAUGCUCAUCCAGAAACUGAAACAGUCCAGCGGCGAGAGUACAGUCCAGCCCAUAGUAUGCGUGAAGUCGCACACCGUGGGCGACAACCCGGCCAAGUGCAUCUACCGCCGCCUCUGGAUGGGCCAGCACCAGACGCUGCAGAACCGCAUGCUCCAGGACCUCCACAUCAUCGCCAAGCACUACGCCAUGGCCGUGCUCUUGGAGGGACGGAAAAGCUUCAUGGGCGAUGGUCUUGCCGCAAGAACGGCGACCACUUUCCUGGCAAUCGUCUGCGUGAUGGACGCGUCCCUGCGGGCCAGGUCUCCCAGCAACAUGCUCUUCGCUGACAUUCUCCGUGGCAACGUCCUUGAGGACCCCUGCAAGGAACCCGACUUCAAGGCCUGCGUGCCGGUCGGGUUUUCGACCUCGUCGCUGUCUGGCGUGGACGCCAACCUGCUGAUGGCCAAUUUCGAGUGCUGCAACCCAGACGUGCUGAGGUGCCGUGCGAAGGUGCUCGAGUACAUCAGGGUGGUGGAUAAGCUCGCGAGGCCUCCGAAGCAGCAGUUUCUUAACAAGAAGGAUGCAAGCGACAAGAACACUCCAGAGGGGCCGUGGCUGCUCUUCGACUGGAACCCAGACAACAGGUCGUCAACGUGCGUCUACAGCCCCAGCCUCUCCAAGAAGCCGGUUCUGGAGAAGUACCGGCCGGCCACGGAGGCCAACCUGCCAGUCACCAUGACCGAGAGUGGCAAGAGGGACGACGUCACGCUCUGCAUGAUGCUGGCGUGCGUGUGCCACUACAUCCCCAAUCCAACGGAUGCAACCGCGGACAGGCCCGAGUACCUCGGCGGGCAGGACGGCGACGCCUACAGCGGCGAGGUCGGCCCCACGAGAGGCCCCGGCCAGAAUGCCAGGUUCGCGCGGGAGGAGCGCGACCACGCCGCGCAGCAGUGGGCAUGGCACACCUGGAAGAAGCACGAGGAGAUCACUUACGCCUCUGACGUGGUCUGGCUGUGCAGGUUGGUGUUGGAGGACUGCAGGCUUGCAUCGUCCGAUGACAACAGGGAGGGGGGCAAUUCACGGGGUAUGCGGGAUAAGUGCGAUAAGAUCAAGACAGCCUACAGGCCCGUCCUGAUCCUGCCCAAGUGGGUGCUUAUUUUGCCCGACAGGCUGGGACUCAUGGUUGGGGCGAUCACCCCGGAAAUAGCGAACCAAGGCGAGGAUGCCUGCGUAUCCUGCUUAGCGGAUACCACAACGGGGGCCCUCAGCGUAUUCGAGACAUUGGCGGCUGCGGUGAUCGGGACGAAGGAUGACUUGGAAGAACCACCAGAGACGAAGAAAGAGGGUGGCGAGGAAGAACAGGCAGAGGAGUUCAAGCCAAAGAAGAAGGAAGUCCAGGUCCGGCUGCUGUCGAGGCCGAAGCCCAUCUGCGAGGCUGACGUUCUCGCCUGCGACCAGGACAGCCUGGCGAGGUACGACAACCAGCUGUCCAUGGCGGAGGCGGAGCACGUGCAGUGCAUCCUCACGGCCCCGAGGCUCUGCAUCCCGCUGCUGGUGCAGUGGUUCGCACAGGACCGCCACGGCAAGCUGCUGCAGGACAGCCUGCGGGCCGUCUUCCACAAGGCCCUGUUCGAGCCAGGGGAGUUCCUCACGCAGAAGGAGCAGGAAUCCAUCUUCCUCGGCCCCGAGUCUGGAGACCUCAGCGUGCCCCUGCAGCUGCCCGAGAAGCCGAAGAAGGGCACGCAGGCAGACGAGGACAGGCACGUCUGGGGGCGGUACACGGAGUACUACCGGGCGCGAGCCAAGUUUGGGACGGUGCACGGCCGGUUCUCCGAGGACAACUACAGGGCCGCAGCCAUCAAGCUCGUGGAGUACUUCUGCCGGGUCGGCUGCGAGGUGGCCCGGAUGUGCAGGCAAGACGGCCUGCACCUUGGGGAGUGCAAGGAAGAGUACGACGAUAUGGUCGAGUGGCUAGGGGUUAUCUGCGUGCAGCACCUGCACACGUACAUCUCCCAGGUGGAGGCCGACCCCGACUUGGACGGCACCAACCGCCAGGCGUACCUGAACCGCUUCCAGCGGCUUUUGCUGACGCUCUCCGAGUGGAAAGUCAGUAUGGCGGAGACACCGGCCAGCGUGGGGAAGCAGAUGGCCCUCCGCGGCAAGGACAAGGAGAAGAAAGCCUACGACAACUACUCGCACCUGAUAUACCAGCACAUGCUGUCGGCAGCGUGGCUGUCUAGCCAAGACACGCCCUACGUGGUGGAGGCGUCCAUGUUUCGUUCGCGCCCGAAGGUGCUCGUUUGGGCAGAGGAUCGGACACGGAAGGUCGACCAGCUUCUGACGCAGACCGUCACGAUGGCGCGCGGGCGUGCCUUUACCGCGUGCCUCCUGGAUCCCGAGUGGGGCCCGAGGUGGUCGCCGACGAAGAGCAUCGAUCCGAUCUGCCAGCAGACCUUUGACUCGGAUCAUCCGAUGAAGGGGGGGGCGACCACCGUUGACGUGGUAAGCUUCCCCGGCGCCCCGUAUAUAUCGAUCAUUUUCGACGAUUUCACCGACAUGCACGAAGAGAGCGAGCUCAUGUUCUACAAAGACGCUGCUUGUCGCGAGGCUGUUCCGAAGUGCAGCAUCAUGAAGGGCAGCGCCAUGAGCGGAGACUGGCCUGGCAUUGCUGGCAAGGAGGCCCUGAACGUGUUCGCCGACACCGUGUGCUACAGGGCAAAGGCGGCGGUCGGUUCCGAGGCGUGGGGGUUCAGGUUCAGCGCGUCGGCCCCCGUGAGGGAGGAUGGCUGCGAGCUGCUGGAGGAGUACGCUAGCGAGAUGCAUAUUGCCGAGAACCUCGAUCCGUUGGUCUACAGGCUUGCGCUCGCGAAGAUGUUCAACAAUCUGGACAGAGCCAAGAGAUGUCUUAUGCGCAGCUUCUCACAGCUGACCGCGGAGGCGAAGGCGAUGCAGGAGGCGAGCAGCAACGGGCUCUACACCGACGAGACUGAAAGGGAGCAGGUCAGCCUGCAGACGGGUGAGGUCUUCUUCGACAACACGCCGCCCCUGCUGGUGCCGAAUGGGCUCGUGAUGACGGACGAGUUUCAGCAAGUGUUCGACAAACUGCGGCCCCAGUGCACGGUCGUGGAGGAUUCGUCCAACAGGGUUUGGUACAAGAUUGCGGACAACACCGAGGGCAGGAUGUCGACGUACAUGGUCCGGAAGUGGAAUUCGACAGCUUUAUGCUACAAGGAGGGGGACGAUCUUACUGACCCUGGACAUGGAGAGAUGAAGGAAAACCCCAAGAGGAAGGACCACAUGCCAUGGGGGCCUGUGGAGCUCACCAAGUAUACAUUCAGUUUG
Messenger RNA from Prorocentrum cordatum, 5142 nucleotides. The record is from the annotation of a GenBank genome assembly. Lineage: Eukaryota; Dinophyceae; Prorocentrales; Prorocentraceae.